Molecule: messenger RNA, 2305 nt
Organism: Spodoptera frugiperda (fall armyworm)
Lineage: Eukaryota; Metazoa; Arthropoda; Insecta; Lepidoptera; Noctuidae
Product: mucin-2
Exons: 2
Coding region: 89-1978 (629 amino acids)
Source: RefSeq, a predicted model, not a curated record
CCUUAUCACAAGGGGAGGUCUCUGGGCAGGUAUAACUAAGCGAGCUGCGCCGUCGAGACCGCAGUGCGAGUUCCUCAGCCACUUCAACAUGAACAAGCUCAUAGUGUGCUGUUGUCUGCUGGUCAGCGCCAGCGCUGAACUUCUGCAUCAGGAGCGGAGUUUUCACCCAAAGGAUAUUCAACGUGUACGAGAUUGGCGCAGUGCUAAAGACGUAAACACACAGCCAGGUACCACUUGGUGGCCAGACACUACCAAUGGCACAACCUGGGCACCACCUACCGAUGGCACAACCUGGGCUCCACCUACCAAUGGGACAACCUGGGCACCACCUACCAAUGGCACAACCUGGGCACCACCUACCAAUGGCACAACCUGGGCACCACCUACCAAUGGCACAACUUGGGCACCACCUACCAAUGGCACAACCUGGGCACCACCUACCAAUGGCACAACCUGGGCUCCACCUACCAAUGGGACAACCUGGGCACCACCUACCAAUGGCACAACUUGGGCACCACCCACAAAUGGUACAACCUGGGCACCACCUACCAAUGGCACAACCUGGGCACCACCUACCAAUGGCACAACCUGGUUUCCUACAAAUAGUACUACUUUAGCACCACCUACCAAUGGCACAACCUGGGCACCACCUACCAAUGGCACAACCUGGUUUCCUACAAAUGGCACAACCUGGUUUCCUACAAAUAGUACUACUUUAGCACCACCUACCAAUGGCACAACCUGGGCACCACCUACCAAUGGCACAACCUGGUUUCCUACAAAUAGUACUACUUUAGCACCACCUACCAAUGGCACAACCUGGGCACCACCUACCAAUGGCACAACUUGGGCACCACCUACCAAUGGCACAACCUGGGCACCACCUACCAAUGGCACAACCUGGGCACCACCUACCAAUGGCACAACCUGGGCACCACCUACCAAUGGCACAACCUGGUUUCCUACAAAUAGUACUACUUUAGCACCACCUACCAAUGGCACAACCUGGGCACCACCUACCAAUGGCACAACUUGGGCACCUCCCACAAAUGGUACAACCUGGGCACCACCUACCAAUGGCACAACCUGGGCACCACCUACCAAUGGCACAACCUGGGCACCACCUACCAAUGGCACAACCUGGGCACCACCUACCAAUGGCACAACCUGGGCACCACCUACCAAUGGCACAACCUGGGCACCACCUACCAAUGGCACAACCUGGGCACCACCUACCAAUGGCACAACUUGGGCACCACCUACAAAUAGUACUACUUUAGCACCACCUACCAAUGGUACGACCUGGGCUCCUUCCACAAAUGGCACGACCUCGGCACCACCUAACAAUGGCACCAAUUGGGUACCACCUUCCAAUGGCACAACCUGGGAACCACCAAGCAAUGGCACAACCUGGAGACCACCUACCGAUGGUACGACCUGGGCUCCAACAACCAAUGACACAACAUGGGAACCUCAAAGCAAUGGUACAACCUGGGCUCCAACAACCAACGGUACAACCUGGGAACCACCUGCCGAUGGCACAACCUGGGAACCACCAACCAAUGGCACAACCUGGGAACCACCAGCCGAUGGUACGACCUGGGCUCCAACAACCAAUGACACAACAUGGGAACCUCAAAGCAAUGGUACAACCUGGGCUCCAACAACCAAUGACACAACAUGGGAACCACCUGCCGAUGGCACAACCUGGGCUCCAACAACCAAUGACACAACAUGGGAACCACCUGCCGAUGGCACAACCUGGGCUCCAACAACCAAUGACACAACCUGGGAACCACCAAGCAAUGGCACAACCUGGGCACCACCUAACAAUGGCACAACCUGGGAACCACCUGCCGAUGGCACAACCUGGGAACCACCGUCCAAUGGCACAACCUGGGAACCACCUGCCGAUGGCACAACCUGGGAACCACCGUCCAAUGGCACAACCUGGGCACUGCCAGCUACUGAAUACUAACACAACUAGUAAUGACACCUCAAAUCGAACAAUAUAAAAUAUAAGUCAAGUGACAUACCUUUGGCGUGAACGUUUGUUUAUUCAUGUCUUCGAUCUUAUUAACGCGAUACUUAUUAUUAAUACGAGUAAUCGAAGAUAUACAUUUACUUAAUAUAGUCCUCCUCUCGAAGUGAUUCAUUACAACAUUUAAAGAUUUUAAAGGAAGGCCUCGACCCCACAUCGCCGUCGUCGUCGCGGCGAGCGGGGCCGGGGCCUAAGAAAACCUAUCAUCAUGUACUUCGAUAAGGAAAUAAAUAUAUUAUAUAAAUAAAUUGUAACACAAGAUUA